Messenger RNA from Hypoxylon trugodes, 1029 nucleotides. Its product is annotated as RNA-binding domain-containing protein. The record is from RefSeq and is a predicted model, not a curated record. Lineage: Eukaryota; Fungi; Ascomycota; Sordariomycetes; Xylariales; Hypoxylaceae. The transcript has 2 exons. Gene Ontology annotation, biological process: positive regulation of mRNA splicing, via spliceosome. Bases 1 to 1029 code for a protein of 342 amino acids. Gene Ontology annotation, cellular component: U12-type spliceosomal complex; nucleolus. Gene Ontology annotation, molecular function: RNA binding.
AUGUCGGGGGCAAAGCACUGGGAGCAAGAUAAAGAAGCCACUGUCUAUGUGGGUAACAUCGACGAACGCGCAACCGAUGCGCUGAUAUGGGAGCUGAUGGUCCAAGCCGGCCCUGUAGUCAACGUACACCUUCCCAAAGACCGCGUCACACAGUCACAUCAAGGCUUUGGCUUUGUCGAGUUCAACGGCGAAGUCGAUGCCGACUAUGCUGCCAAGAUCAUGAACGGUAUCCGAUUAUAUGGCAAAGCCCUACGUGUCAACAAGGCCUCGGCGGACAAACAAAAGCCCCUGGAGAUCGGCGCCGAGCUCUUCAUCGGAAACCUCGACCCUAUGGUUGACGAGAAGGUUCUCUACGAUACAUUCAGCAGAUUCGGAACCUUGAUAGCUCCACCCAAGGUGGCUCGCGACGAUAACGGAGUAAGCAAAGGUUAUGGGUUCGUCAGUUAUAGCAGUUUCGAGGCUAGCGAUGAUGCCAUCAACAACAUGAACGGUCAGUUCCUCAUGAACAAGGACAUCAGCGUACAAUACGCGUACAAGAAAGACGGAAAAGGCGAACGACAUGGAGACGAGGCCGAACGAAUGCUUGCCGCCCAAGCCAAGAAGCACAAUGUUACAAUUGAAAGCCAACCUAUGCCGCCGGGACUACUUCAAACACCUACUCCCGCUCCACCGGUUGCAGCGGCUGUCGCCCCGCCGGCUAUGGCUACUGGUGGAUUCGAUCCUCACUUCGGCUCCGGCGUUCCUGCUCCGAGACCACCCGUCGGCUUUGCUCCUCCCAACGCUCAUCGUGGCCCUCCUCCCCCUUUCGGCGUUAAUGGUGCCCCGCCCCCUCCAGGUGCUGGCCGGCCAAAUGCUCUACCUCCGGCACCCUCAGGCCUACCUGCUCGCCCGCCACCCUCGCAAGCUGGUUAUGGUAGUCCCGCCGACUUCCACCCCGGCGGCUUCCGAAUGCCGCCUCCAGGUUUUGGCCCUCCUCCAGGCAACGUUCCGCCUCCGCCACCCGGGUUCACCCCCGGAUACGGUCGCUGA